Eimeria maxima is the source of this 804-nucleotide messenger RNA. RefSeq names its product T10P12.3 protein, related. NCBI's taxonomy places the organism in Eukaryota, Apicomplexa, Conoidasida, Eucoccidiorida, Eimeriidae. The record is from RefSeq and is a predicted model, not a curated record. The transcript has a single exon. The coding region runs from base 1 to 804 and encodes 267 amino acids. Gene Ontology annotation, molecular function: nucleic acid binding.
AUGUUGCGCACAUAUAACCAGGCGGAUGAGCGUGACUGGGAAAGGCUUCUACCUUCCUUGGAGCCCGCCUACAAUACCACGCACCACACCAACACAGAGCUUUCUCCAUUCGAGGUCAUGAUUGGAGGAAACCUGGUCACGGCGGCUGAUCUUGACAUCCUUGGCACCUUUUCCCCCACGCUCUCAUCCCCGAUGACUAGGCUUUUCCGACAGCUCUGUGACCGCGCACGUGGACAUAUCCUGAAGGCGAAUUGGGGGCAGAAGUUCUAUGCGGAUUCCAAGCGCCGGAGCGUUGAGUACGAGGUAGGCGACAGGGCAGGGCUCAGCGCCAAACACCUCUUAGUACUGAAUCAUUGCCCCAAGUUUGAGCCCCGCUACCAAGACCCCUUCACAAUAACUGAACGUAUAGUGAACAUGGCCUACAGCAUUGCUCUGCCCCCCACCUACGAGGGACACAACUUCUUCCCCGUCUGUCAGCUGGCCCUCCACCGUCCGCGGUGGGAUGCCCAGGUACAGCGGGAAGCCCCGGUGGGCUGGCCACCUAUCUGCGACGAAGCCGGCAAACCAACUGACCAAUUUCUCGUGAACCACAUUCUCGAUCAGCAGGGAAUGGGGGAGUUCGCUGGUUACCUCGUUAAAUGGGGAGGCGCCCCCGAAGAGCGGGCUCCAUGGGAACCAGCACACCACGUUGAAGGUUGUCCAGCAUUAGUACGUGCUUGGAAGCGGCGCGGGCAUAAACAGCUACGGGAUCAACGAUAUCAGACCCGCUCGCCUGCUUCUGACCCUCCUUCCUCCCCCUCUUAA